Messenger RNA from Oldenlandia corymbosa var. corymbosa, 4107 nucleotides. The record is from the annotation of a GenBank genome assembly. Lineage: Eukaryota; Viridiplantae; Streptophyta; Magnoliopsida; Gentianales; Rubiaceae.
AUGAACAUGGAUUCCUCUGCCUUUAGUGCUUCUAUUGGUUCUGCCUUACAUGAUCUUGACUUGGUGCUGAACCAAUUGUCUCCUUCUCUUGGCAGAAUUAGAAGGCGUAAGGAGUUCAUAUUUUACUUGCAUAGUCUGAAAAUAUUUGUUCUGAUUUCCUCUAGAAAUUUGGACAACCAGCUCCUUGAGGCGAAGCUGCCAUCGUUCUUGCUAAGGGUUGAAGACACUGUUCACAAGCUUGCACAGCAAUUUCAUCACCCUGAUGCUGAACAACUUACCAAAUUAGAUAAAUCUGUGGCUGAUGAGCUCCUCGAUGAAAUGGAAUCCUUACAUGAAGAAAUAGAUGAAUGGUACUUCACUAUGAGGGAUUCGUUGCUGUCAGAAUUAAGUGAUUCCCUUUUCACCAUUGAUGACAUCUACCAAAUCAUCACUUCCAUUUUGGAGCUUCUUGAGGAAAAUUAUCACAGAAAAGGGACGGAAGCUUUGUUUGAGGAAGUGAAAGUCUUGCAAAGUCUCAUCAGCUUUGUUUUCAAACCCACGCCACAACUGUUGGCUCACGCAAAAAAUGUUGCUAUCCAUACACAUCUUCAUUUUAGGUGUCCUCGAGCACUUGGCAAAUCUUAUGAAGACUUUGGUGAAGAAUCCGAUAAAGACUCUGAUCAAGAAUCUGAACAAGACUCUCAUGAAGACUCUGAUGGAGAAUCUGAUGAAGAAUCUGAAGAAGACUCUGAUGGAGACUCUAAUGCAGAAUCUGAUGAAGAAUCUGAAGAAGACUCUGAUGAAGAUUCUGAUGUCGCAGAACCUCUUGAUGACAAAUGGGUUCAAGAUUCAAUCUUUACAUGGGUGCAAACUAUCAAGUCAAAUGAUCCACUGGUAUGCGAGACUUACAUUCAAGCUCUCAACAGUUCAAAGUGGGCAAGAAAGUCUGUUGAAACCACUCAUCACCAACACAUUGAUGAUGGCGCCUUCAUUGCAACCAAGAAUUUCCUUGAUUCUCUCAUUCAUAAUCUUUGGGAAUUGCUUAGACUUAAUUCUGUUUGCUUGCUUCCAGUCAAGGAUCAAAUGAUGGAGCUUUAUCGCAAAUUUAGAUCCUUGCGAACCAUUCUCAAGCAGCAGCAGCCCACAAACAACAUUAAGGCAGACAUUGUAUCUUUGUUGUACGAUGCCGGUGUCUUAAUUUUCUCAUUGUACCAAACAGAUAAAGAAGUUGAUCUUGGAUGUUUUCAUGAUUUGUUGAAAACAACCAAGACUAUUCUUCUACAACUUGGAGUGGAGGAUCCGCCAGUACCGGAAUUCAACUUCCCUAAAACUAAUCAGUUGGGUUUUGUUGAUUUCGUGUUGGAAAAAUUGGUGGACCUGGGAAGUUGUGAAGCCGAACCAACCGCCAACAGUAUGCAUAUUCAAACUAUCCAUGAAGAACUUUUGUCCUUAAGAUCCUUCUUAGGAGACAUUGUGCAGUUUCGCGAAAAGCACGAGGAGCUUCAAGCUCUUUGGAAUCGUGUUUUAGAGGUGACGUGCAAGGUGGAGUGUCUCAUCGAUCACUUACUGGCUGGUGAUCUUCCGGUUUCUUCUCCAAAUUCAGUUGGUGCUAUCUUGAAAGACGUUAAGGAUGUUAAGCUCAAAAUCGAAGUCAAGAGACCAGAAAUUGAAGACAAAAGACAACAAAACAGACUGAAAGAAGGAACCAGGACUCACACUCUCCUCCCAUCACAAACUACUUCCUCGGGAAGAAACAAUGAGGUUGUAGGUUUUGCUGAUGAUGCAAAACAAAUCAUGGGUCGACUCAAAAGAGGACCAAAGCAGCUGAAAGUCAUUACCAUUGUGGGUAUGCCGGGUCUAGGUAAGACCACUUUAGCCUCAAAAGUUUACAAUGAUGUGUCUAUUUCACUUUAUUUUCAAGUCCGGGCAUGGUGUUCAAUCUCACAAGCAUUGGACAAAAAGAAUGUGUUGGUUCAACUUCUGAAACAGGUCGAUCCCAACUACAAAAGUGAUUCGGAGCUCAACGAACAAGAUUUGGUAGAAAGGCUCUGGCGCAGCUUGAAAGGGAAAAGAUAUCUCCUAUAUUUGGAUGAUAUAUGGGGCAAGGAAGCAUGGAAUAGCUUGGCGGAAGCAUUUCCCGAUGACAAAUGUGGAAGUAGAAUUCUUUUGACAAGUCGUCAUCAGGGCGUUGCUCCUAGUCACAUGCUUGACCAAGAACCUCAUUUUCUUCAGCCGCUCAAUGAAGGAGAGAGUUGGGAAUUAUUCCGGCGGAAGUUAUUCCCAGGUUUGUAUCUUGCACUGCCUGAUCUGGUGAUGAAAUUUGUGGCAUACUGUAAGGGUUUGCCACUGACCAUCAUCAUUGUAGCUGGAAUUCUAAAAAAUACAGAGCCAGAAGACUGGAUGAAAAUUUUGGAAGAUUUAAGCUCAGGCGAUGAAUCUGUUACAAGGCAUUGCAUGGAUUCCUUGGAACUUAGCUACAAAUGUCUGCCAGAUCACCUAAAGCCAUGCCUGCUCUAUUUCGGAGCAUUUCCAGAAGACGCUCAGAUUCCAACGGAGAGGUUGCUUUACCUAUGGGUGGCUGAAGGAUUUAUUAGGAAAGCUGAGGAAGAAGUUGCCGAGGGAAAGAGGGACAAAGAUGUUGCUGCGGAAAAGCGUAUAAUAGAUGUUGCCAAAGACUAUUUGAAUGGUUUGAUUGGCAGAAGCUUGAUUAUGGUCUCCGAUAAAAGAUUAAACGGUGGAGUGAAAAAAUGCCGCAUUCAUGACUUGCUUCUUGAUUAUUGCUUGCAGAAAUCCAAAGAUGAUCAUUUUCUCCAUUUGGUAAAGGGCAAUGAGCUUUUGGGAUUUAACGAGCCCUGUAACCUUAGGAGGUUAAGCAUCCACUCCACUGCAAAGCAUUUCAAACAAUCCAAGUUGUUUUGUCCUCGGGCCCGCUCCCUGCUUUUCCAAGCACCGCCUAGCAGCUCAUAUCAGGCAUCAGGAGAUGCAUCAUUUGUUAUUGGCAUCUUUAAACUUCUAAGAGUGUUGGAUUUGGAGGGAAUUAAUUUGUGGUCUGAGUUUCCAAGUGAAAUAAGCUUGCUGGUUCAGUUGACAUUCCUGGCAAUUCAAGGUGAUUUCACAUCCAUCCCAUCAUGCAUAGCUAAGCUUUCAAAUUUGGAAACUCUUAUUGUGGAUCCAAUGGAGUCGAUUUCAUUGCCAGAUAGUCUGUGGAAUCUACAGAAAUUAAAGUAUCUUCGCAUAAAAGAUGAAGGUGGCAUUGUGCCGAUAGGUAAUCUGGACAACUUGCCCAUUUUGUAUGAGUUGGAUGUGUUUUGUGGUGCAUGUAUUCCUUACGAUUGUAGCUUGGAGAGGCUAAUGACAAAAUUCCCCAACAUCCGUAAGUUGAGAUGCUGGAUUGGCCUCGAUGAAGAUGACGAAUCAGAGUAUCCUCACGCUGCGAUUGUAGUUCCUGACUUCCUGACUCAACUUGAAUCAGCUCAGCUGUCAUGGGAUGCUGAGAAACCCGAGCUUCCAAAAGGGCUCGAGUUGAGUUUCCCUGAAAAUCUUAAAGAAUUGAAGUUGCACGGUUUUGAGUUGUCUGGAGAGAAUAUGUCUACCAUCGGUAAACUCCCAAACCUUCAAGUCCUCAAAUUAUCUGGAACAAAAUUGGAAGAUGAAACAUGGGAAAUGAGAGAAGGGGAAUUCUCUGAACUUAGAGUUUUGAAAUUGGAAGAUAUGGAGCUUGUCAGGUGGAUAGCCGACGAUGAUCAAUUGAAAUGUCUUCAGAAGUUGGUAUUGGAAGGGUGUACAGAUCUGGAAGAGAUGCCUUGUAAUUGUCUGGAGAACAUUCAGGCACUUGAAACAAUUGAGGUAUUUCAAUGUUCUGACGCUAUAGAAGAAUUGGUGAGACAGAUUGAGGAACAACAGAAGGAGGGGUGGGGAAAUUUAAGUCUCCAGAUCGAAAUUAUUUAACCAAGAAGACGGGCACUACACCUCGUUAGGUUUGGCACUGUUUAUGUACGUUUGACUUGACUCAAUGAGUGCUUUACUUAUAUUUCAUAGUUAUAUCUUAUGAGCAGAAUAGUUGUAAGCCAUAUAAGUUUGCUUAAAAUUUGAUAUCCAUUCCUUCCUGUUCCAGUAUUUUCGGGUGCC